Messenger RNA from Panonychus citri (citrus red mite), 9325 nucleotides. RefSeq names its product protein dachsous-like. Gene Ontology annotation, molecular function: calcium ion binding. Gene Ontology annotation, cellular component: plasma membrane. Gene Ontology annotation, biological process: homophilic cell-cell adhesion. Lineage: Eukaryota; Metazoa; Arthropoda; Arachnida; Trombidiformes; Tetranychidae. The record is from RefSeq and is a predicted model, not a curated record.
UUUAAACAGUUAAUUGUUUUGUUUAUUGUUCGUUGAAUUGUUUCCUCUCAAUUUAUUGAUUAAUCAAGGAUUCGACAUUGGUUGUAAUGGAUUCUGUGUUGUUUGAAGAACAGAGAUUCUAGAGAAUCAAAGAAAAUAUCGUUUUCUUUUCUCGUUGUUUUAAGAGUCAAAGGUGAUUAAGGUAAAAAUGUUUUCUUUUUAAACAUAAAUUCCAAGCACCAAUCACAUGGAACCUUUUAGACUCUUGGGAGAUGCUGUUACCGGAUUACCAUUAUUCUCCAGCCUGUCAACGGUAUAUUAGGCCAAUCUUCGUAUGCAGAUGACAUUAGUCACUCUCUCUCUCUCACCUAUCACUUUGUAAAUGUGAAUUUUGUUUCAACACGUAAAGAAAAGGAGUAAUUUGGACGGACUAAAGUAUAACAUUUACAAAGCCUAUCAUUAAAUUUAAUCAGACGUUUCCAUCUUAAUUCCUUCAACAGGAAAGACCAAGCAAAUAGAAAAGGUGAUUAACAAUUGAAGGUAACACAACAACAAGAAGACUAACAAAAAGAUGGCGAGAAGGGAAAUGGAAGAGAAAAUAAAAGUGCAAAUUCUAUUGAUGAUAAUGAUGGAUCCAAAAAGAGAAAAAAACACCAAGAAGAAGAAGAAGAAGAUAAAGGAAAACUAUGGAGAAUGGAAGAAGAAACUGAAAAGGCCCAAAAGUAAAUGGAAAAAUGAAAUAGCAACGAAAAGAAAUCAUCUUUACAUCAAAGAUGAGAAGGGAGAUGAAGAUGAUGCCGCUAACUGAUGAUGAUAAUGAAGAAUAAGGAGAAAAUGAUGAUUGUAAUCAUGAUGAUAGAGGAUAUAUAAUUUUUCUUUUUUUUCUACGCGUAACAUGUUUAUACAAAAGAAAAACUAUCAAAUAACUUGAUAGAAGCGACCUAACGACUUGUAGCUACUCUUCCUUCUGUUAAUAACAACUUACAGCACAAACAAAAGAUGAUGUCUACAUUGCAGAUGUUAUAUCAUCCUGAUCAUCAUCAACAACAAAAUAACCCAAAGCGAUGACCACAUCAACUGAUGAAGUAAAGUUUUCCUUAUGUUGGAUUUAAAGUGAUUUCUUUUUGUUUCUAGUGUUGGAUUAAUAUUGAUCACAGCGAACGAUUAACCGAUAGCUUUUUGUUUAUCCACAAUAACUGAUGACAAUUUAGAUGUCAUCACAAUUAUCACAAUCUAAUCUACCAUGGAAAUGAAUUUAUCUUGACCAAAACCAUGAGCCAAUAAUGUUAAUCAACGAUAACAUGUUAACAACAAGAUUAACAAGUAAACUGGAAUCAGAAAAGAUGACAAGUAAUUCUUGUCAUACUAAUUAUAUUCAGUCGAUCAGUCAGAAUAGACAAGAUCGACUGAAGAGAAUAGGCCAAAAUUUCAAUUGGUUAUCUAAAUUAUUAUCAAUUUGUAUUUUAAGCGUUUACAUUAUUCCUUUUGUAUUUUCUUCAUCUUUAUCAUCCUCAUCACCAAUUGAUCCUCUUGUAAACAAAAGAUGGUCUCGAUCAGCUCAACUAUCAACACAAAACAAUCAAUUGGAAUUAAAAUAUGAAAUGACUGAAAAUUCACCAGCAGGAACGUUAAUCGGUGUAAUUAGAAGUCCAUUAGGAUACCAACCAUGUCAACCGCCAUUUUUAAUUGUUCCCAUUCGAAGUGGUUCCCAUUCAUCAUCAGAAUCAUCCUCAUCUUCAUCUCAAUCCAAUCUACGAAAUGGAGUUGACACUGAUCUUAAUAUCGACCAAGCAUCAGGAGAGAUUCGCAAUUCAAUUGUUCUUGAUCGAGAGGAAACUUCUUAUUACACUUUUAUCGCAAUUCCCUUCGUUGGACCAAACAUCAAAGUAACGAUCACAGUUCUUGAUUCCAAUGAUAACGCACCUUUAUUUCCGCUUCCUAGUAUUCACCUUGAAUUUCCAGAGAAUAGUAAAGUUCGAGAUGUGAAACGUACUCUUCCCCCAGCUCGUGACAAUGAUUUAGGAAUCUUUGGAACCCAAAAAUAUCAAAUCGUAUCCGGAAAUCUCGAAAAUGCGUUUAGAUUAGUUAGUCACCGAGAAAAGGAUGAUGUCCUUUAUCAUGAUCUUCAGGUGAACGGAAUAUUAGACCGUGAAUCCACUUCCUAUUACACUUUAAUUGUCGAGGCUUUGGAUGGUGGGACACCCCCGCUCUCCAGUCAACUUCUGGUCAAUAUCAGCAUUCUCGAUGUUAACGAUAACGAACCGAUAUUUACUCAAUCGCGAUACGUUGCGACGCUACUUGAGAAUGCGACUGUUGGAACAUCGAUCCUUCGUGUAACUGCCACCGAUUCUGACGAAGGUUCAAAUGGUAGGGUCGAAUAUUCAUUGCCGACUAAUCGAAGGCCAGGAACUGGAAUUACCCUCACCGAAGAAGCUUCCUACUUCGAGAUUAACAAAGAAACUGGUUGGAUUUACUUAUCUCGUCCAGUUGAUUUCGAAUUGAAAGAUUCACACGAACUGGUUGUUGUCGCUCGAGAUUGUGGCCUUCAACCUCUCGAAACUUCGGCAUUUGUUUCCAUCAGCGUAGUUAAUGUUAAUGAUAAUCUGCCGACGAUUGAUCUAUUAUUUCGAACCGAAGAUGCUAAACCAAUCGUUCCUGAAAAUGUCAACAUUGGUGAUUUUAUUUCGAGAAUAUUAAUCAACGAUUCGAUUGGGUCUAAUGGCUUAAUAUCGACGGCUGAUUUCAAUGGACCAACGACUUAUACUUUUCCAGAGGAUUGUUGUCAUCGAAGCGAAAACAUAUUACGAUUGGCAUUGAAUAUUAGUCAUGAUCAUUUCGAUGUUAAUUAUCAGUUGAAUGAAAUAUCGGGUCGAGAAAAUAUCUUCUCAAUUAAUUCGGAAAAUGGUUUGAUUGUGUUAAUGGAACCUUUUGAUUUUGAGAAAACAUCAGAGUACAAGUUGAAUUUGACAGCGGCCAUUUACUUACGAACAUCAAUCGGCCCUUUGACAAUAUCAAACUUUGAUCGAAUCGGUUCAUCGGCUUCAAUAAAUUCCGAAUCAAAUCAAAAACCAAUCAGAACAAUUUCUAAAGUUUUCACUCUCAAAAUCACCAAUGUUAAUGACGAAAGGCCAAUUUUCACUCAAUCGAAUUACAAUCGAGAGAUCUCGGAAUCAGUUUCUCCUGGGACAUUGGUUACUACGAUCGAAGCCAAAGAUGCCGACGCAAAUUCUGAUCUUAUGUACGUGAUUCCCCCAGGGCACGAGGAGUACAAGUACUUUUCUAUUGAUCGGAAAACGGGCGCAUUGAAAACACUCAUAUCUUUGGAUAGAGAAACUCGUGAGGUUCAUCGGAUUCCUAUUUUUGUUUUCGAUGACCAUUAUGUUCAUGCAACUUCAACUGUGGUCAACGUGGUUCUACUUGACGUUAACGACAAUCAACCGAUAUUUUCAAGUUUAUCCCAAUCAGUUAAGAUUCUUGAAAACAUUUCACCAGGAACCAUUUUCCAUACAAUCAUAGCUUCUGAUUUAGAUACACAAACGCGAUCGGUCAACUCCUCGGCCAAUCAACCGUCCAGUCUUGAAUAUUCAAUAAUCAAUGGUAAUGAUGACGGUAAAUUUGGUAUCAAUCGAGCCACUGGUCAGCUAUCAACAUUGUUACCUCUUGAUCGUGAACGCAAAUCUGGUUACAAUUUAACAAUUCAAGUGUCUGAUUCACUUUACACCAAUCGAUGCAAUUUAACAAUCGAGCUGAUUGAUGUUAACGACAAUUCACCAAUAUUUGAUAAAUCAGUUUAUAAAACUAUUCUUAACGAAUCACAAUUAGCUAAUUGUGAUACAAGUGGAACAAGAGUUUUAUCCGUUGUAAAAGUGAGAGCAGUUGAUCCAGAUUUAGAUAAUUCAAUCUAUUACACUAUUUCGGCCUCGGGGUCACCUGAAGCGAUGUAUUUCACUAUCGAUCCAAUUACUGGUCUAAUUACAACUGAUUGUGCGGCAUUGGCUCAGGCUCGAAAAGCUAAAUUAGUUAAUUUACCUGAAACCGAUUAUGCAUCCUCAAGUCCGUCAAGUUUAACUCUCUCCUUUGAUGUAUUGGCCAUUGAUGUCGGAAGUUCACCUUAUGCCACUCACACGAACAAAACAACGAUUCAAGUGACAGUCGUAGAUUUAUCUGACUCGGAUGCACCACGAUUAUCAAGCUACCCGACGAUAAUUGAAGUUUCUGAAAAGAGAGAAGAUUUUAAAGUUGGAGCUGAAAUCGGCCGGAUAAUUGUGGCCGAACAACGAACUCAAUCAAAAGGCGAAAGUGCUAAAGAUUCAUCAUUGAACUUCACAAUUGUCGAAGAAGAUACAAACAUCCGAUUCUCUGAUUAUUUCAAUCUCGAUCCUCGAACUGGUUCGAUAACUGUCAAAAAACUGUCGACUCAUAAUCAUCAUGAAGCUUUUGUUGAAGUUCGUAGAAAUGGACAACAUUUCACUCUAACUCUAGUCCAGGUCAUUUUAUCUGGAGAAAUAUUAUCGACAUCAGCAACUGAUUCGAGUGCAUCGACCAAACGAACACGACCUUCGAUCCCAUUUAAUGUUUCACUUUUUGAAAAUGUUCCUCUUGGAACCGAAGUUAUUAAUUUGAUGUCACGAUAUCGAACCUUUGGACAAAACGAGGAACGAACACCAUUGAACGAUUACCAGUUCCAAUUCGCGUUCACUUCCGUAAAUCAAUCAACUUUCUUCUUGUACCCAGACACUGGAAUCAUCACCAUCCGUAAAUUGUUAGAUUUUGAAACUGACCCUUCUCGAAUUGAAUUGGUAAUUCUAGCACGAAAACGAAACGCACUUUCAGAGCCAAUGUUUUUCACCGUGACACUUUCUAUGGUUAAUGUUAACGAUAACGCACCUCGAUUCACUCAAGCUCAUUAUAUUUCAACCGUUAGUGAAGGUGAAUCAAGAGGUACUUUCGUUACCCAAAUAAGUGCUCUUGAUGUUGAUAAUGUGGACAGUUUAGUUGCAUCUCGUGAAUCGAUUGACAUGGAAUCAAGUGGCAAAUUGUCACCCGGUAAAUCAACUGUAACUUAUCAUAUUCUGGAAGGAAAUCACGAUAACGCAUUUAUCAUCGAUCCACCAGGAUCGGGAAUCGUUAAAACAAAUAUUGUUCUAGAUCGGGAAAUUCGAGAUCAUUAUGUCUUAACGAUAGUCGCCAAUGAUGAAGGUCCAACUGGACUAUCUUCGGCUUCAAGGGACUCUCGUAAUUUGGCCUCAGCAUCAUCUCAAUUAUCGUCACACUGUACCCUUGAAAUUAAUGUUAUCGACAUUAAUGAUAAUGUACCAGUUUUUCCGCCCUAUCAAGAGAUUUCUGUCCUCGAAGAUGCCGAAGUGGGUGCGACUGUUGCUUCUUUGACUGCAAAUGAUGUUGACACUUUUCCUCCACUAACUUAUUAUCAAAAAAGAUCUCAUUUGGAUGGAUCAAGUGAUAAUAUCGAUGAUCUAUUUGACAUUGGACUUUACACUGGACGGAUAACCUUAAAAUCGCGACUUGAUCAAUUCCAGUCUCCAUCAGUUACUUCAUCAUCGUCCCCGUCAACACCCAAUCAAUACAAAAUUGCAGUUCUAGCCUCAGAUUCACUCAACACCAUUGAAACUCAAGUUGUAAUCAAAGUUAAACCAAAAAAUAUUUACCAAAGGCCACCCGUUUUUGAGCACGAUUAUUAUUUUGUCCCAAUUAAGGUGGAUACUCACCCGUGUGUUUUAUCUGGAUCAGUUAAUUGUAAAAUUGUUCAAGUUUCAACAAGUGAAUCGGAAGAAGACAUUUCAGAUACUUUACCGCGUCUCAAGGUGACCUACAAAUUAGCCGGUGGACCAAGUACAUCGAAAGGCUUUUAUAUCGACUCAUAUACUGGCUCAAUUUACAAUAAUCGAAGUUUAUCUCGAUUGGGUAAAGGUUCACCAACAGGUUCGAUGUUUCAGUUGACGGUAAUCGCAGGUUAUACCAACGAAGCAGGAAGAUUCAUCUCAGGCCAUAAAGCUAAAAGUUCCGUUUUAAUCGUGAUUCCUGGAGGAAUUAAUAUCACUAAUAGUUCAUUUCAAUGUCGGCCCUUUCAGAUCAGAAUUCGAGGGGAACAAACAAAUUAUUCGAUUUCGGUGAAAAGAGAUUCAAUUGAUCAAAUUCUCCUCAAAUUGGAUCGAUUCAAAUCUGAAACUUUCACACUGACCAAUGGAAAUACGGAUCGAGCUUUCGCUCUAAUUAGAGGCAACGAAUUAAUUAUGACCAAAAAACCAACUCGAAGUGAAUAUAAAUUGACGAUUUUCCGAUAUUCAGCGGAAACUGAAAUGAUGGACGAAAACAGUAAUCACCCGAUAACUUUAACCGUCAACAUUAAAGUCCAAAUGGACGAAUCUGGAAAUACAACAACGGCUUUUAAAUCUCAGAUCUUUUCCGUGUCCAUCAGCGAGACUUCGCUUCCAGGUCAUCAGGUUAUAUCAGUUCGCUCCGAUUCUGACCAUUUAUCAUCUUAUCGAUACUCGAUUUACUCUGGUAACGAAAUGAAUGCUUUUAAAAUCGACGAAGUGACCGGCAUCAUAACAAUCAACAAAUCAAUCGAUUAUGAGACUAAACGUUUCCAUCAACUGACCAUAAUGGCCAAACCAUUUUUCGGUUCACACAACAAAACGGACUUUUGUUUGGUCAAUAUUGAGAUUUUGAAUGAGAACGCCAAUAGACUUAAACUCGGUUUACAAUCUUACAAGAUAAUCGUUGAUGAAAAUACACCAAUCGGUACUCCCGUCGUGAAGAUAAUGGCCUCUGAUUCUGAUAUGUCAUCGCUUAACUACACUUUCUUACCUUCGAUUGAUGGCCUUGCACCUUUCGGUUUUGAUUCUCGUUCUGGUUACAUCGUCACCACGGACACUAUAGAUUAUGAGUCCCUAGUGUCCAGUUAUUCACCAGCACCGCCGACAUUUAAAAUGAUUUUGAAAGCUGUUGAAACGGCAAAAAGUUCAGCUGAAGUUUUAAUCGAGGUUUCGAUUGCAUCGGUCGAUGAAUAUCCGCCAAGGUUUACCUCAGAACGUUAUGAUUUCAAAGUGACCACUUCCUAUGGCAUUUCAACUGUAAUUGUUGGACAGAUAUCGGCAACCGACGGUGAUCUUGGACCCGAUGGUCAAGUCGUCUACUCAAUCCGAAGCUCAUCUCCACCCGGAGCAGCUAAAAAGUUUUCCGUAAAUUCAACCACUGGUUUAAUAACAAUUACCACCGCUGUUGUUGAUAAAAUUCCUCCUCAUUUCACUUCUUUGGUUGUUUCCGCUUCCUCAGGCCGAGCGGGUUCACUCAACUCAUUGACUCGAAUAGCGAUUAAUUUAAUUCUUACCGGUGAUAAAUUGUCGAAUGAUAUUUCCCAAUCAGGGCCACUUUAUGAUGGAUCAAAUUUCAACUCGUCGACACCUUCAGUAUCAUCAUUACCUGUUUGGGUCAUGUUUUUGAUUAUCAGUCUAUUCUUGAUAACUUGUGUCCUGUUUGUCGCCAUUUUUGCCAUUCGAUCACAUCUUUUUGAACAAUCAUCUGGAUCGGGUCAUCACCACCAUCGUCAUGCUACUGGACAUCAUCAUCAAUCCUUCAUGACAACAUCAGCAUUGGCAUCUAUUGUCCCCGGUGUCGGAACUUUACUUCGUAAAAUUGAUGCUGCUCGAGGUUCUUCCGGUGAAGGUUGUACUCAUAUUGGUAACACGACCAUCGACUCAAUGAACGACACGUCCACUACUUAUGAUCACGCAUCAUUUCAAGGUUUACAUUUAGUCAAUCAUCAUCAUGGUCAUGCAGCGUCUUACUUGACUUCAGGUCAACAUAACUCACUUCCUCCUUGUUAUAAUGAGGUUAAUAGUUUGGUCGCAUCAGGAUCAACGCCGAGAGGUUUAGCUAAUCGACCAGGAAAUGGUAUCCACGGAGAAGGUAAUUCAGCUUCGUCUGGACGUGGGUCAGCAGAAGAAGACGAGGUUGAAGGUGAUCUGGAUGGAGUCGAUGAAGAGGUUCGAAUGAUUAAUGAAGGUGAUGGUUAUCAUACUUUUGGUAUUGAUAAUUUAGGUCCAACUGAUGAACACGAACUUAUACCAAGCACAGCCGAGUAUCUCGCUCGUCUUGUUAUAUUUGAUCCCGAUGUCGCAGUUCGAGAAGAUGAUGUUGACACUCUUGCAGAAGAAGUUCAAAGUAAAGCAGGAAGUGAAUCAAAGGGAUUCAUGACUCGAUCUAAAUCAGGACUUUCGACUUCAAGUCUUCGUGAUAGAAAACAACUUCGUCGACCACCAAUAAUACCUCCGAUCGUCGAUGAAAGCGAAUGGAAUGACCUAUCAUGUAUCGAAGAGGAGCUUUCCGAUGCUUACAGUUGGGACUAUUUAGCCGAUUGGGCUCCACAAUAUCAACCAUUGGCCAAUGUUUACACCGAGAUUGCGACUUUAAAAGGCGCAAUUCAUUACGAUAAUACAAUCGGCAGUUCAUCGAGUGGACUUUCAGAUUCACCCGCUUACAUGAGAACCAGUUCAACCCCCGCUGGUGAUGAUAAUAACCAUGAAACAAACUCUCUUCAUAGCCAUUCAACAACCGGAUCAAAAAGAUCGGCUGCUCAUUUGACCCUCCCGUCAACCUCCUCAGGUCAUCAUCGUCAUCAUCCUCUUUCAAACAAUCGACUCUCAACACUUGACACACGAGGUUCAAUUCCGCCUCAUGAAAGUUCAUCUUCGGUCUCAAACGGAUCAGCAUUCAUACCUUUCGGUAAUCGACACUUAUCAACCAAUGAUGGAUUUCCCUGUGAUAAUAGAUUAAAAGGAAUCGCCAGCGAUUCAUCGAGCGAUGCGUCAACAGCGACCGCAGUUUUCGUAGAUAAUGAUUCAUCUGAUCAAUUGCGAAUCUAAUAGAUCAGAUUAAUCGAAACUUAUUUUCGUGAUCAACUUAUUAAUAAUUCUAGUCUCAAGAUAACUUUCAGUUAAACUGCAAAGUGUAAAUUGCCUUAUAAUUAAAUAUUCAUCGUCUUUCCUAAAUCCAUUUGAAUAUCACAAUCAUACAGUUGUAUUUCAAUUCAUCAUCAUCAAAAUAAAUUCACACUUUUUGUAGUAUUUAUUACAAUUAAAUAAAAUAAUCUCUCGAGUGUUAAGAAAGUUUUUCAAACUUUUAUUCAACAGUUUUCAUAUUAGCUUCAUCUUCACUGUCUUCGUCGUCGUUAUUAUCAAGACAAUCAUCUUCAUAUUGAGUGAGAAGCAUUUGUUCAACUGUAUCCGGCAUUUCAACCCCUUUGGUCUCAGGUAACACAAUAACCGAAAGCGCCGCAAUCGUGGACGGUACUGAUAACCAAAUGAAAGUGACCUUUAAGCUGGUU